Molecule: messenger RNA, 1788 nt
Organism: Talpa occidentalis (Iberian mole)
Lineage: Eukaryota; Metazoa; Chordata; Mammalia; Eulipotyphla; Talpidae
Gene: DNAJC1
Product: DnaJ heat shock protein family (Hsp40) member C1
Exons: 12
Coding region: 1-1641 (546 amino acids)
Cellular component (GO): endomembrane system
Source: RefSeq, a predicted model, not a curated record
AUGACGGCGCCUCGCUCGCGCCCGGCCCGGCUUCCUCCGCGCCGCCGGCCUGGGUUGGUGCCGUUCCCGCUGCUGCUGCUGCUGCUGGCGGCGCCGGCGCGCGGUUGGGAGAGCGGAGACUUGGAGUUGUUUGACUUGGUGGAGGAGGUGCAGCUCAACUUCUACCAGUUCCUCGGGGUGCAGCAGGAUGCUUCAUCUGCAGACAUUAGAAAAGCAUAUCGUAAGCUUUCACUAACUUUGCAUCCAGACAAGAAUAAAGAUGAAAAUGCAGAAACUCAGUUUAGACAAUUGGUGGCCAUUUAUGAAGUUUUAAAGGAUGAUGAACGAAGGCAGAGGUAUGACGAUAUUCUGAUCAAUGGACUUCCAGAUUGGCGACAGCCUGUAUUCUACUAUAGACGAGUGAGAAAAAUGAGCAAUGCUGAGCUGGCAUUACUUUUGUUCAUUAUUCUCACAGUGGGUCAUUAUGCUGUGGUUUGGUCAAUCUACCUGGAAAAACAACUGGAUGAACUGCUUAGUAGAAAAAAGAGAGAAAAGAAAAAAAAGACAGGCAGCAAGAGUGUGGAUAUAUCAAAACUUGGUGCUUCUGAAAAAAAUGAAAGAGUGCUGAUGAAACCACAAUGGCAUGAUUUGCUUCCAUGCAAGCUGGGAAUUUGGUUUUGCCUUACACUAAAAGCAUUGCCUCAUCUACUCCAGGAUGCUGGGCAGUUUUAUGCUAAAUAUAAAGAAACAAGAUUGAAGGAAAAGGAAGAUGCAUUGACUAGAGCUGAAUAUGAAACACUUCAAAAACAGAAGAAAGUUAAAAUGAAAAAGCCAAAACCUGAAUUUCCUGUAUACAUGCCUUUAGAAAGUACAUAUAUUCAAUCUUAUGAUCAUGGAGCAUCUAUAGAAGAAAUUGAGGAACAAAUGGAUGAUUGGCUGGAAAACAGAAACAGAACGCAGAAAAAACAGGCACCUGAAUGGACAGAAGAGGACCUCAGCCAGCUGACAAGAAGUAUGGUUAAGUUCCCUGGAGGGACCCCAGGUCGAUGGGAAAAGAUUGCCCACGAAUUGGGUCGAUCAGUGACAGAUGUGACAACCAAAGCGAAGCAACUGAAGGAUUCAGUUACCUGCUCCCCUGGAAUGGUUAGACUCUCUGAGCUCAAAGCAACAGCCCAGAACUCCAGGUCCGCCAAGACCACCGUGGCCUUGCCAGACGACAUCAUCACCCAGCGAGAGGACGCGGAGCAGCCCGUGGAGGACGUCGGGGACGGGCAGGGAGAGGACGCUCAGGAGCAGCAGGCCGCGGUCGCAGAAAGCCAGCCUCGGCGGCGGAAGCCAGCCAGGCCGCCUGAUGUCACGACAAAGGCGGAGCCAGAAGAAAAGUUCCGAGGAAAGAGGCAGAAAGACUUUGACAUGUCAGAGCAAAAUGAAUCCAGCGACGAGGAAAGCCAGAAGAGAGAGAGCACUCGUGCUGUGGAGGAACCAUGGACUCAGAGUCAACAGAAACUUCUGGAAUUAGCAUUACAGCAGCACCCGAAAGGAUCCUCUGACCGCUGGGACAAAAUAGCCAAAUGUGUCCCGUCUAAGAGUAAGGAAGACUGUAUCGCUAGAUACAAGUUGCUGGUUGAACUGGUCCAAAAGAAAAAACAAGCUAAAAGCUGAAUGUUCUGGAAGAUGAUGUUCACCUUCAUUUUCCAAAAUGAUGAUUUUAAAAAUCUUACGCAGAAACUUGCGUUUUGUACCUCAGUAUUUCUAUUCAUCAUGUGCCUUAGUAAAAAAAAAAAUAAUAAAAAUUUAAAAUAAAUGUUG